UAUUGUUGCAUCAGCUCUGCACAGUCCGUAUCAGAGACGUGUACCGUUCGCAACGUGCUGCGAUCAUUUCGGCGUAGGCCUAUAGAAGGAAGGUCGGCUCCUAUAUCUUCUGAAAAGAAAAUGGCGAUGUUAGGUGAUCUUUACGUCAAUGCGACCACCGUGUUGGUUGCAUUGACUACUCUGGCUGCCUUUGCUUUGUACAAGAGCUCGAAGCGACCGGCUAACUUCCCUCCUGGACCGUUUGCUGUGCCUCUGCUCGGGAAUGUUACAUCAUUUUUGUCCAAAACUGCGUUGGAGGUCAUGUGCGAUCUGCAUAAGCAGUACGGAGAUGUCUUCUCACUGAGGUUUGGUGCUUUCAACAUGAUUGUAUUGAGCAACAUUCAGAUCGUCCGAGAAGCGCUGGUGACGAAAGCCGUGGAGUUUGCGGGUCGACCGAUGUCCUACUCAGGUGAAAUCAUCACCGAAGGAUACAAAGAUAUUGCCUUCUCGAACUACGGCCCGCAGUGGAGAUACCAGCGCAAGCUUGGCCACACUGCAAUUAGGCAUUUUGCGCAGAAAGAACAACUGCAGAAGCUCGUCUUCAGCGUCACUCCGCAAAUUGCCAAAGUUCUGGAUGACCUUGGGGACAAACCGUUCGCACCCAAGUACACCAUCGGCCAGAUCGUGUAUAAUAUCCUGGCAAGCUUGUGCUUCAACAAACAAUACGAGUUCAACCAGCCUGAACUGUUGCAGUGGAUUCAGUUGAAUGUUGAUGCACAGACAGCCUUCGGCAAUGGUCUUAUUGCUGACUUCUUUCCUGCCUUAAGUUUCAUUCCAACUCCGGGUGAACGGAAGGUUCGGAAGAUUAUUGCAGAGAUGUUAGCGUUCUUCAAAAAGGAGUUAAAGAUACAUAGGGAGCAGUUUGACCCAGAAAACGUGCUUGACUUCGUUGACUCGUUGCUGUUGACCCAGAAGCAGGCAUUAGAAGCUGGGGAGGAGGAAGCCGAACACAUCACCGAUACUCACAUUUGUCAGACAGUCUUUGACAUUUUCUCAGCUGGAACCGAGACAACCACUAUCACUCUUCACUGGGCGGUGGGUCUCUUGGCCGAGAAUCCGGACAUCCAGGAGAAGGUUGCCAAGGAGAUUGAUGACGUCCUGGGUCGCGAUACGCUCCCCUCGUUGGACGACCGCGGCUCGUUGCCAUACACCGAGGCCACCAUCCUGGAGGUUCACCGCUAUGGAUCAGUUGCGCCUUUAGGCGUCCCCCAUAGUGUCAUGACCGACACUACACUGGCUGGGUACGAUAUCCCCAAAGGCACCAUGGUGAUGAUUAACCAUCUGGCUCUGCACAACGACCCAACACAGUGGUCCGAACCGGAGAAGUUUAAGCCGGAGCACUUUUUGGACGACAACGGUCAACUGCUCAAAAAGCUCCCAGAGAGCUUUCUCCCAUUCAGUACCGGACGUCGCGUCUGCCUCGGCGAAGACUUUGCCAAGAAGGAAAUCUUCUUGCUCUUCACUUGGCUGUUUGGCCGGUACACCUUCUACAAGGUACCGGGCAAGGAGUCGGAGUCUCUCUUGACUCUCAACAAGGUGGCGGCUCUGACACAUCAGCCUGUUGAUGAGAUGGAAGUGUGCGUCAAGAAGCGAUAUUAAUUACCCUCAUCGAAGGGUAUAUACUUGGAAGUUCCCUCAAGUUUGUUUCUGAUACCUAUAUCGCCAAAUUAAAGUCGAUAGAAAUAAUAGAAUUUAUUGAUGCAUGUCGCCAACAGUUGCUUCCUCUAAGGUUGGGAAACCUAAGAUUGUCCUCACACAGCUCGGAACAUACAUAAUCAUAUAACACAGAGUUGAAUCUCUGCAAAUUUUGGGGCAUGUUUGCCAAGAUUAAAAUAUCAGAUUUGCCACUAAAGGCAUGUAGGAUCUUUUGCAUUUAUUCCAAAAGUAGCCUACCGAAUUAUAAUCAAAAAGCUUAUAUGGAUUAAAGAUCGUACAUCCCAUGAAAUUAUUCCGUCUAGCUCGCUGUCAUUUUAGAAGAAAUCGAGCGAAUCACCAACGACAAGUUGACUGCUUUUGGGAAAAUGGAGUUUUAAUUCUAUGGACAAAAUCGUGUUUCGUGAUCAAAAGAUGUGCCUAAUUGUUUUUCACUGUGUUCUCGAAAAGUGAAGCCACUGAGAUGGAAGUCGAACGGGUUGGGUUUUGAACAUUCUUCUUUUAAUUUUGAGUGGUGUACGUGUUAAAUAUUGGAAACGAAAAAAUGCAUGAAAAGGAAA
Molecule: messenger RNA, 2252 nt
Organism: Patiria miniata (bat star)
Lineage: Eukaryota; Metazoa; Echinodermata; Asteroidea; Valvatida; Asterinidae
Product: cytochrome P450 2U1-like
Exons: 9
Coding region: 121-1638 (505 amino acids)
Biological process (GO): hormone biosynthetic process; progesterone metabolic process
Molecular function (GO): iron ion binding; heme binding; steroid 17-alpha-monooxygenase activity
Source: RefSeq, a predicted model, not a curated record